GUAUCUUAACUAACUGGAAUUUAAGUAAAAAUGUAAAACACUAAAAGUUAAAAUGGAACAAAUAUAAAUGAUGGUGGAAGAUAAUUCAAAUUUACAGAGAAAUGUAAUCUUAAUUUCUUUUCUCCCAGGCCCUCAGAGCUAUUGACACAAAAAAAUGAGUGGUAAAUUCCAGGGAAUAUAUAAAAUUAUUCAAAAUAUGCUCUUUUAAUCUUGUUGGGGAGGGAAAUAUUAUGAGUGACAUCUAAGCUGAUUUAGCAGAAAUAAGUAAGAUUCUUUGUAUGAUGGUUUCACAAAAACGGUGCAGUAUUAAGUUAGGACUCUAAGCGUCGCUGUUCACUAAUCCGGGCAAAGAAAGCAAUGAUAACUCGAGUAAUACCCUCCAGCACAAAGCAGAUCAGACACCAUAGCUCUCCAGCUGCGCAGAUAUUCUAAUCUAAAAUGCUUCGCAUCUGACUUCUACUUGUUCACGGACUUUGGCUUCUAAUUCGGAGAAGCACAAAAAAGUGAUUGUGAACCUGCUCGCCCUACUCGCAAUCCCCAGGAAGUCCAUAAGGAGCCAGCCAUGGCAGCUCUGCAAAAGCGCCGGCACCAGAGAGGAUUAGUGGUGCUCUUCAUUCUCCUGGGGAUUCUGGGCGGGGCUGGGGCCAGGCAGAUCCAUUAUUCCAUUCCCGAAGAACUGGACAAAGGUUCCUUCGUGGGAAACAUCGCUGACGAUCUGGGGCUGGAGCUCCAGGAGCUGGGGGAGCGUGGAGUCCGCAUCGUCUCCAGAGGUAGGACGCAGCUCUUUGCUCUGAACUCGCGAAGCGGCAACUUGGUCACUGCGGACAGAAUAGACAGGGAGGAGCUCUGCGCCCAGACUGCGCGGUGUCUGGUGAGUUUUAACAUCCUUAUUGAGGAUAAACUGAAUCUUUAUUCUGUAGAGGUGGAAAUAGUGGACAUUAAUGAUAAUACACCCCAAUUCUUUAGGGAAGAAUUAGAAGUAAAAAUUCCGGAAAAUGCACUCCCAUCCUCUCGUUUUCCACUAAUGGAGGUCUAUGACUUGGAUGUGGGAAUGAACUCUCUUCAAGGCUUCAAACUCAGCAAGAAUAGUCACUUCUCAGUAGAUGUCCGGAGUGAAGCUGAUAGGCCUAUAUACCCGGAACUGGUGCUUGAGCAUGCUCUGGAUCGAGAAGGAGAGGCCAUUCACCACCUCAUCCUCACUGCUGUGGAUGGGGGUGAACCUGUCCGCUCAGGCACUGCUCGAAUACAAGUAACUGUCUUAGACGUGAAUGACAAUGCUCCAGUAUUUACUCAGCCUGUGUACCGCGUGAGUGUUCCCGAAAACCUGCCAGUAGGCACACCAGUGUUGUCGGUAAAUGCUACUGACCAGGAUGAAGGAGUCCACGCAGAGAUAAGGUAUUCCUUCCUGAGGGUAACAGAAAAGAUCUCAAAGAUUUUCUGCUUGAAUGUUUUCACUGGAGAAAUCUCAACCUCUGCAAAUCUAGACUAUGAGGAUUCAAGCUUUUAUGAGCUGGAGGUUGAAGCCAGAGAUAGGCCAGGUCUACUCGACAGAGCAAAAGUCUUAAUAACUAUCUUGGAUGUAAAUGACAAUGUACCAGAAGUGGUGGUUACAUCUGGGAGCAGAUCAAUUGCUGAAAGUAUGCCUCCAGGAACAGUAAUCGCUCUUUUUCAAGUGUAUGAUCGAGACUCUGGAUUGAAUGGCCUGGUAACAUGCUCCAUCUCAAGAAGUAUGCCAUUUGAACUGGAAAAAUCAGUAGACAAUUAUUACCGAUUAGUGACCAAGACAGUACUAGAUCGAGAACAGGUAUCCUUGUAUAACAUCACUGUGACAGUCACAGACAAAGGAAUUCCGCCUCUGUCUACAGAAACAGUUAUUUACCUAAACGUGGCAGAUACCAACGACAACCCACCUGCCUUCCCCCACUCCUCCUAUUCUGUCUACAUUCCUGAAAACAACCCCAGAGGUGCCUCCAUCUUCUCUGUGACUGCA
This is a messenger RNA of Suricata suricatta (meerkat), 1990 nucleotides long. RefSeq names its product protocadherin gamma-A6-like. The transcript has a single exon. Gene Ontology annotation, biological process: homophilic cell-cell adhesion. The record is from RefSeq and is a predicted model, not a curated record. The annotation marks the transcript as partial. NCBI's taxonomy places the organism in Eukaryota, Metazoa, Chordata, Mammalia, Carnivora, Herpestidae. Gene Ontology annotation, molecular function: calcium ion binding. Gene Ontology annotation, cellular component: plasma membrane.